Brenthis ino (lesser marbled fritillary) is the source of this 207-nucleotide messenger RNA. The record is from the annotation of a GenBank genome assembly. Lineage: Eukaryota; Metazoa; Arthropoda; Insecta; Lepidoptera; Nymphalidae.
AUGUCCGUAGCUUGUCUAUUAGUGAUUACGUAUUCAGAUGCAAAAAUGAUGUUCUCCUCGCCGAUUCCGGCCACGGCGGCCAAUCUCAUUAAGACUAGCCAACUGCGCAGGAGAUAUUAUAGUGCACAAGUGUACGCGCAGACACAAGUGCACUCUCAAUUCCUGUCACUCUCACACUCCGGUGGGACGACUGCUCGACACGACCAG